AUGAUGCCCGAAGAAGUUGAGGAAGAAUUACUUUCUGUAACCAUACUGGAGGCUGGUCCGUAUUUGGGCAUGAAGAUUUGGAAGACCAAAAGAUACCGAGUGCUUUUCAUUCACAAAUACAGUGGUGGAGUGAUUCUUGAUUCUGCAAUUCUUAUCGGUACAUUUUAUUUCUCGAUCACUGCGACGAUGAUAUAUUUUCAACACCUAUCAGAAGGAUUACCGGAGCCAAGAAUCGAUUUGAAGUAUGUUGGGAUUAUUGUGUUCUUGUUGGGAAUAAGUGGUAACUUGUAUCACCAUUACCUGCUUUCAAAAAUGAGAAAAGAUGGAGAAAAACAAUACAAGAUUCCUAAGGGAGGUUUAUUUGAUAAAGUAGUGUGCCCACAUUAUCUGUUUGAGAUAAUAACAUUUUGGGGGAUUUUUCUAAUUUCUCAAAAUUUGUAUGCAUUAUUUUGUGCUUUAGGUAUAAGUUUUUACUUGAUGGGAAGGAGUUAUGCUACUAGGAAAUGGUACCUCUCCAAAUUUGACAUUUUCCCACAAGAUGUAAAGGCUGUCUUUCCAUAUGUUUUCUAGAAAAAUAUAAUUGUUAUUUAAGUUUCACAAAAUUUCGAUGU
Molecule: messenger RNA, 611 nt
Organism: Pistacia vera
Lineage: Eukaryota; Viridiplantae; Streptophyta; Magnoliopsida; Sapindales; Anacardiaceae
Product: steroid 5-alpha-reductase DET2-like
Exons: 2
Coding region: 1-570 (189 amino acids)
Biological process (GO): lipid metabolic process
Molecular function (GO): oxidoreductase activity, acting on the CH-CH group of donors
Source: RefSeq, a predicted model, not a curated record